AAAGCCGUGGGGUAGGAAUCUGGGUUUCAGGGUACCAGUGAGGUACCUUUCAAUCACAUUUCGAGGCAAUCCGAUCUGCAAAGAGGACUUUUUCAAAUACACGAAUGGCCGAUUCCUCGCCGAGAAAGAAAAUCAGCGAUCAAAAUGCUUUGUUCAAUUUGACGUCGAUCGGUUAUGCGAUGUGAUCGCACAUAUCUCAGGAAUUGGUACACAGCCGGUUUCAACGAUAGAAAAAAUGGAAGGCGGCUUUAGCAAGGCUCUUCUCAUGAAGACGGUGGACGGGUCUUCAUACAUCGUCAAGAUGCCGUGCCUGAACGCAGGAAAACCUAUGUACUGCACAGCGUCCGAAGUUGCUGUUCUAGACUUUGGUAAGAUACUCUCUAAUGCCGGUAAUACCCAAGCCAGUUUGUUUCCUUACAUGGUAAGGAAACAUAUCACAAUUCCUAUUCCCAGAGUUCUUACAUGGAGCACCGAUUCAACAAACCCAUUCGGCGCUAAAAAAUCAUAAUGGAGCGAGUCUCGGGGGUUCAGCUCUUCGA
This is a messenger RNA of Aspergillus candidus, 539 nucleotides long. RefSeq lists its product as uncharacterized. The transcript has 2 exons. NCBI's taxonomy places the organism in Eukaryota, Fungi, Ascomycota, Eurotiomycetes, Eurotiales, Aspergillaceae. The coding region runs from base 236 to 508 and encodes 90 amino acids. The record is from RefSeq and is a predicted model, not a curated record.